Molecule: messenger RNA, 756 nt
Organism: Mycosarcoma maydis (corn smut)
Lineage: Eukaryota; Fungi; Basidiomycota; Ustilaginomycetes; Ustilaginales
Exons: 2
Coding region: 1-756 (251 amino acids)
Source: RefSeq, a predicted model, not a curated record
AUGUCGCAGGUCCCCGGAACCAACAAGACCACCAACGACGUCCAGAAGGACGCUCAGAGCCUCGCCAACGACGCCUCCAAGCAGGCCUCCAACAUUGGCAACGACCUCUCGAACAAGGCCAACGAACUCUCUUCGCAGGCUCAGCAGUCGGGUGACUCGCUCGUCAAGCAGGCUACUGACCUCGCUUCCAACACCCUCGCCUACGUUCAGCAAACCGCUGGUUCGCUCCUCGGACAGGGCAAGGAGCACGCUGACAACGCCGCUGACCAGACCAGGUCGGCCGCCAACGAUGCUGCCAACGAGGCCUCCAAGACCGCCGACGCUGCUGCCAAGCAGGGCGAGCAGUCGGCCGAGGAGGCCAAGCAGACCCUGACUGGCUUGACCAACCAGGCCCGUGAUCUUGCCUCGCACACACUCGACUCGGCCAACCAGUACAUCAAGCCCGCUGAGGAGAACGCCUCGGGCCUCGUCAACCAGGCGCGUGCUACCGCCGCUCACGUCGUUGAUCAGGUUGCCCACAUUAUCGCCGCUGGUCAGCAGAAGGCUGGCGAGGUUGUCGAUGAGGCCAGCAAGCAGGCCAACCAAGCUGGUUCGAAUGCCAGCCAGCUCGCCAGCGAUGCCACCAACGCCGCUUCGCAGAAGGCCGGUGAGGCUCAGAAGACGGCCCAGAACGCCAGCGAGCAGGCUAGCAAGGCUUUGAGCGAUGCUGCUGCUCAGGCAAAGGGUGCCGUCCAGGGGGCCACUGGCUCCAAGUAA